This is a messenger RNA of Diorhabda carinulata, 2199 nucleotides long. RefSeq names its product solute carrier family 66 member 3. The transcript is spliced from 4 exons. NCBI's taxonomy places the organism in Eukaryota, Metazoa, Arthropoda, Insecta, Coleoptera, Chrysomelidae. The coding region runs from base 255 to 893 and encodes 212 amino acids. The record is from RefSeq and is a predicted model, not a curated record.
AGUGAUAUGAUCAUUAUGAAUUGUAACUAGUGACUUUUUUACUUCUAUUAGUUAUAAAUAUUUGUUUUAAUCAGAAUUUUGUAUCAAAAGCAGAAAAUUACUCCAUAUAAUGUUAUGAUUAAACCCGAAAAAUAGUAUGAUUGUUGCUUGUUAAAUUACCAGAUUGUCAAUCAAAUUGAAUGUCAGAUAAUUCAAGGUUAGAUAAUUGUCAAGAUUCAAAACAGUUUCCAAAAAUAUUGUUUAAUUAAGUAAUAAUGUCCUUACACGUUGACAACUCAUAUUUACAAGUAUUUUCGAAUUUUUUAAGUAUAAUUACAAUUUCAAUAUGCUUUAUAUUAAAAAUCCCUCAAAUUUUAACAGUAUUGAAAGUAAAGAGUGCCAAAGGCAUUAGUAUCAUGGGUUUGUUAAUGGAGCUUACAAGUUAUACUAUUAUGAUGUCCUAUAAUUUUAGGAGUGGAUAUGCAUUAUUGAACUAUUUGGAAUAUCCUAUAAUCCUAUUCCAAGAAAUAAUACUUAUCAUAUGUGUAUUACAUUAUAAACAAAUAAUUAAUUUAACCAGUAUUAUAGGCUCUAUAAUUUAUUUGUUCAUAGCAGCUGCAUUGUUACUAGGAAUUGUACCUUUAGGUCUUUUAUCCUUUCUAGUUCCUCUCUGUACUCCAAUUGGAGCUUCUUCAAAAGUUGUACAACUCUACGAGAUCUUAAAAACGAAAAAUUCCGAAUCAGUGAGUGUUGUUACAUGGUUCAUUUCAGCUUUUACCAAUUUUACUAGGGUGUUUACAAUUUGCAUUGAAUCCAUGGAUCUUACAUUACUUUUAAAUUUUACCAUUAAUACAUUUUUGAGUAGCUCUGUGAUGUUAGCUGCCUAUUGGUACAAACAUCAUAAACAGGAAUAAAAAAAAAUAAAUAUAGAUAAUGUGCCAUAUACUAGUUACCCAUAUUUUUUACAAAAUUUUAUUUUCAAGUAAAUUUUCAGUACAAAACUUUCAAAUUUCUUCAAUUUCUUAGACCUUUCAUGUAUUUUUAUGUUUCUAAAUCGUCUUGAUUUUAGGUCUCUUUCAAAAAUUAUAAGAAAAAACAGAAGAGACCUAAAAUCAAGACGAUUUAGAAAUAUAAACUUAUAAAUUUAGAACCAAGACAUAUUGUAUAUAAUUUUAUUACUCUUUAUACUAUUUACUAAUCAUAAAAACCAGCAAAAAGACAAGAAGUGUACUUAUUAAAAUACGAGACUCUCUGAUUUUCAAAGUGAUUUGUUUUUGUAGAAGAUAUAAAUAUUGUCAGUUCUAAGACACAGCUAUUAUUGUGAUUUUACUGUUUAUAUAAUUUUAAUUUUAAAAUAAACAUUUAUUAUGUUUCCCUAUCUGCUCAUUUGGCUUUGAGUUGUUAAAAUUCUCAAAGAACUCUGCAUAUCCAACGAGGUUCCAAUUAAUAUAGUAAAUUUUGAGAAAAUAACCUAACCUUUGGCAUAAUUUUAAUAUUUAUAAGAUUGUCACUUCGGAACUAAUAUUUAUUAUACAGGGCUUAACUGUAUGGUAUUGAAAAUUUCUCUCAAUAUUAGCUCACUGGGUUUUAAGUUCCUGAAACAUUUUCACUUUAAAACAAAUUUUCAUUAUACAGGAUUCAACUGUAUGGUAUUGGAAACUCCAACUCAACAUUAGCUCAGUGGGCUUUAAGUUUCUCAAACUCUUAAAAAAUUGCAUAUUUAAUCAGGGCCAGAUUUAGCAUUUUGGCGCUCCUACGCCCAAUAAUUUUUUACACCCCUUAGUCUGGUUAAAGUUACUUUUCUAAAAACCUUUAUCGAAAAAUUAUAUCAGUUUUACAUUAUAGUUGUUCGUACACCACUCCAGGGUGCAGUUAUAUCAUUUUUUGAGGAAUUUUCUUUGUUCUCGGCUUAAAAAAAUGAUGUUUAAAACACUCUUAGCGACUUAAUGUAUUAAAUACUUAUAGUUUUAAAUAUGAAAAAAGUGAAAAUUUCCAGUAGAUAUUUUUCGAGAAGGGAAAAUAAAACGUCCAUUUUAGAUCUCUUUAUUUAUUGAUAUGUACAUAAAUGAUUAAAUUCUGAUGAAACCAAUAUAGUAAUUAACUGUGAAUGCCGACAUCUGCUCUUUAAACUAACAAAUAUUUAAGAAGAUAUAAAAUUUAAUAAAUGUUAACAAUGUAUGGAAAGGUUUAAUAAAUAUGUUUAUAAAUAAAACCAUAAAA